Molecule: messenger RNA, 1135 nt
Organism: Centruroides sculpturatus (bark scorpion)
Lineage: Eukaryota; Metazoa; Arthropoda; Arachnida; Scorpiones; Buthidae
Product: serine/threonine-protein kinase AtPK1/AtPK6-like
Exons: 10
Coding region: 55-1032 (325 amino acids)
Biological process (GO): protein phosphorylation
Molecular function (GO): protein serine/threonine kinase activity; ATP binding
Source: RefSeq, a predicted model, not a curated record
GAAAUAAUGAAGUAGUAACGUAUAUUGUUAAUACGCAUUUCUUCAAUUCUAAUUAUGAAACCUAAACGAAUAUUGUACAAUUUACUUUCUUUUUUACGUCUAAAUGCUUGUAUAAAAUUGAAAUAUAACUCUGAAAAUGAAGAUUCUUCUUUGUAUAAAGAUAAUAUUGAAAAUGAAGACGAAUCAAAAUGGUGUCCUGAAAAUUUCGUUUGUUUGCAACGACUCGAUAAAGGCAAUUUCGGUGAAAUAUUCCUGAUUCAACAUAAAGAAACUUCAGAAAAAGCUGCUCUUAAAGUUUUAUUUAAACAACAUUACCAAGUUUCAAAUCCGAUAUGUGUGCAGAGAGAGAGAAGAGGGUGGAAGAUGGCCUGUCGUCAUCCACAUAUUGUUACGUUCAGAACAUAUUUUGAAACUACAGAUAGUUUCAACUUCAUAUCUGAUUAUAUUCCCGGCGGCAAUCUGUACAGGUUCGUCACAAAGAACGGUCCUCUAGGAGAAUAUGUGACCAAAAUACUCACUUCUCAACUUGGUUCUGCUAUCCAAUAUAUACAUAGUAAAGGUAUUAUACACCGCGAUAUCGGUGCAAAAAAUAUCCUGUUAUCACAAGAUGGAAAUGCAUUAUUGACGGAUUUUGGCCUUUGCACAUUAAAACUAGAAUCGUGUACUUUAUGUGGCACACCCGUGUAUAUGGCACCGGAAGUUUUAAAACACGAAAAAUAUGAUAAAUCUGUAGAUUGGUGGUCCUUCGGUGUAUUAGUUUAUAUGAUGUUGGUAGGAAAAACCCCAAUUGAUAUCUAUCUGCAAGGGUUAAACAGUCCAUCUACCUCUACAAUCAUGUGCCAAACUAUUAAGGUUACAGACAGUUUAGAUCCAAGUUCAAUAUUUCCUCUAGAUUUAUCCCAAGAAGCGAAAUCUUUCAUCACGCAACUCCUGCAGAAAGAUGUUAAAAAGCGAUUGGGUUCGAGAAACGAAGAAGAAAUUAGAAAACACGAGUUUUUAAAGGGCAUUCCCUGGCCACUAGCAACACGUUAGUUGUACGGUGCAAUUUUAAAAAGUCAUGUAAAAGUAUUACACUAUUAUUAAAUUUUGUAAAUUAUUUCCUAAAUAUACGGCGAUUUUGCGGUCAGGAAACGAA